AUGGCCUCGAGACGGGAGCAGACGGUCGUUGUGCUUUUUGUCGCCGCGUGCUUUACCGUCAGUCCGUCUUCGUCCGAGGCACAAGACAAUUACGAUCGAUAUCUAACCAAGCUGAAAACUGUAUCCGGACUAAUUAAAAAUGAAGCCCUGGCAUCACGGUAUCUAGAAGAUAUUGCGGAUGACAUUACUACGUUAUACAGUGUUUCAGUUUACUCCAGCUGGGACUACCUCAACAAUCUGACGGAUCACAACCAGCAAAAAUCGGGUGAGGUGAGUGUGCAAACAACCAAAACGUGGCGAGAAUUCGCAUUAACAGCCAAACAGUUCGACUACAAGUCAUUCAAAAAUGUGACCCUCCGACGCAUUCUUCGUCCGAUGAGCGACCUCGGCUCUGCAGUCCUCGACGAUGCAGAACUGAACCAGAUGGAGAAUCUCAGUUCGACCAUGUCACGGGUGUACAGCUCAUCCCUGGUUACAGUUGGUGGAAAGCAGAAUCUAUCUCUGACUCCAAAUCUCACAGCUAUAAUGGCAAAAGUUGGAAACUACACUGAGCUCCAGGAGGCUUGGACAGCAUGGCACGACACCGUGGGUCGCAAGGAGAGAGAAUUGUAUAUCCCGUUCGUCCAACUCCUGAACAAGACCGCCACACUCAAUGGUUACGGCAACGUGAAAGAUAAAUGGCUUGAGAACUACGAAAUGGAAAACAUUUCGGAUGUGAUCGACACCGUAUGGGAAGAGGUGGCGCCACUCUACAAGAAACUUCACGCUUUCGUGAGGAUGAAACUGAAGUCUAUCUACAAAGGAAAACUGCCUGCAGACGGCACAAUCCCAGCACACCUGCUUGGAAACAUGUGGGCACAAUCAUGGGAUAACCUUUACGCGAAUCUCAGCAGCGGAUCUCCGUUGGAUGUGUCUGAAGAACUCGUUAAGCAGAAGUGGACUGUGCAUAAAAUGUGGAAAACGGCUGAAGCUUUCUUUGUAAGCAUGGGUUUGCCAAACAUGACAGACACCUUUUGGAACAAGUCUGUAAUGACCAAACCAACAGACCGGGACAUCAUGUGCCAUGCGACGGCGUGGGAUUUUUUCAGCCAUAACGAUUUCAGGAUAAAGAUGUGCACGCAGCUGAACAUGGAAGAUUUGGGAACCAUACAUCACGAAAUGGGCCACAUCAUCUACUACAUGCUCUACGAGCACCAGUACCCUACCUUCAGAGAAGGUGCCAAUGAAGGCUUCCACGAAGCUGUGGGUGAUUUAAUUGGACUCUCCUCGUCCACGCCUUCCCAUUUGCGUCGACUGGGACUCCUGAAAAACGAUACUGAAAUAAACAAUAUUGACGGGUUGUUGAUGAAAGCACUAGAAAAGGUUGCAUUCCUGCCAUUCGGACUUUUGCUGGACAAAUGGAGGUGGUCUAUCUUCACCGGAGAAACCCCCUUCGAGCAAAUGAACAAGAAAUAUUGGGACCUGAGAAUACGGUACCAGGGAGUGUCUCCUCCAGUCAAGAGAAGUGAAGAGGAUUUAGAUGGAGCGGCCAAGUAUCACGUCCCUAGUAACACUCCCUACCUACGGUACUUUGUAGCCUUCAUACUUCAAUUCCAGUUCCACGAAUAUUUGUGCAACCUGACGUGCGCCGGCACACCUCUGCACGAGUGCAACCUGUACGGCCAGAAAAUGGCGGGCCAAAUCUUGAGGAAAGGCCUCUCUCUCGGCGCCAGUCAACCUUGGCCUGAAACUCUAGAGAUAAUGGCCGGAACUCCAAAAAUGUCCGGGUCAUCAAUUAAGCGCUACUUCGCUCCUCUUGAAGAAUGGCUUGAUGAGCAAAUUGAAAACGAGACCGUCGGCUGGGAUUGUGCCACAGUUGAUGACUACUGGAAUGAGGUCUCACCAGACAAGAGCAACGAAUCAAGGACGCCAGAAAUCAAAGGAUAAUUACUGAUGACUGCGCCAGUCAAUGAAACUGCCAUUUAACGCAGCAAGUGAAUCCAGCGAAGUAUAUUAAAAUAAAUGGGUGGGAAGGAAUAAAUUGAUGCGGUUCAAAAUAAAAA
This is a messenger RNA of Ixodes scapularis (black-legged tick), 2042 nucleotides long. RefSeq names its product angiotensin-converting enzyme-like. Lineage: Eukaryota; Metazoa; Arthropoda; Arachnida; Ixodida; Ixodidae. The transcript has 16 exons. Gene Ontology annotation, molecular function: metallopeptidase activity; peptidyl-dipeptidase activity. The coding region runs from base 1 to 1926 and encodes 641 amino acids. The record is from RefSeq and is a predicted model, not a curated record. Gene Ontology annotation, cellular component: plasma membrane. Gene Ontology annotation, biological process: proteolysis.